Molecule: messenger RNA, 3300 nt
Organism: Cryptotermes secundus
Lineage: Eukaryota; Metazoa; Arthropoda; Insecta; Blattodea; Kalotermitidae
Gene: Bmcp
Product: mitochondrial uncoupling protein Bmcp
Exons: 8
Coding region: 418-1380 (320 amino acids)
Biological process (GO): mitochondrial transport
Cellular component (GO): mitochondrial membrane
Source: RefSeq, a predicted model, not a curated record
GCCAGUCCAGUUUAUAUGGUUUCAGAGAGAUAAUGGGGAGACAUGUGCUGGUCCUGUAUUUUAGUAGCCUAAUUGUUAACUUCAAGAGCAAUAAAUAAGCCAUUUUUGGCACAGUAACCAUUCCUGUUUAUCACUGUUCAUUCAUUAAGCUUGCAUGUAGCAAACCAUAAAUUUUCACAGAAGAUGAUGGGGAAUCAUCUCAGGAAGUAUCCAUUUGAAAAACAGAUUUCUCAGAUUAAACUGGGUCCUCUAAAAAUAGGUUAUGAGUGUGUGAACUGGAUUAAAUUGGCCCAGGAUGCUAUCAAGUGUUGGCUUUUUGUUAGUGUCAUUGAGUCUUUAAAUUUCUUACUUAAAUGCUAGUUUGCCCAUGUGUCCCAUGGUCUGAUGUAAAUAAGUGGAAACUCUGGCCUUUGUAGUAUGUGUAGGGCUGCAGAAAUCAGAGACCCAGAACAAGGGGUGGCUCCCACAGCAGGCCCUGCUCAACCAGCAAAACAGAGUGGGAUGGGAGAUAGAGACUGGCAGCCCUUUGUGUAUGGAGGACUGGCUUCAGUUACUGCUGAAUUUGGAACUUUUCCAAUCGAUACAACGAAAACUCGACUUCAAAUCCAGGGACAGAAGAUCGACAGUAAGCAUGCACAGUUGAAGUACCGAGGAAUGACUGAUGCAUUGCUACAGAUCUCCAGACAAGAAGGUGUUAGAGCAUUGUAUUCAGGAAUUGGUCCAGCUGUUUUGAGACAAGCAACAUACGGGACCAUCAAAUUCGGCACAUACUACUCAUUGAAGCGUUUAGUGUCGCAUGGCAGCGGGGAAGAGGACGUCCGAGUGAAUGUAUGUUGUGCCGUGGUGGCAGGAAUUGUCUCAAGUGCCAUAGCCAACCCAACAGAUGUACUCAAAGUGCGCAUGCAGGUUCUGGGAAACCAAGGCCAGAGAGGCAUUUUGGGCUGUUUUCAAGAUGUGUACCACCAGGAGGGUGUUGCUGGUCUGUGGAGGGGUGUGGGUCCAACAGCUCAGAGGGCUGCUGUUAUUGCAGCUGUGGAACUUCCUGUUUAUGACUUCUGUAAACAUCACUUGAUGAGCUCACUUGGUAAUCACAUCUCCAACCAUUUUGUUUCAAGUUUCAUUGCAAGUCUGGGAAGUGCAGUUGCAUCUACUCCACUCGAUGUAAUUAGGACUAGAUUGAUGAAUCAGAAGAAACUGAAAAAAGAAGUAGGCGGUACAAGCUGUCGGAUUUAUACAGGAAGUAUUGAUUGCCUUGUUCAGACAGUGAAGAAUGAAGGUCUGUUGGCACUCUACAAGGGCUUCAUCCCAACAUGGGUGAGAAUGGGACCUUGGAAUAUUAUUUUCUUUGUUACAUAUGAACAGCUGAAACAAUUGUACUGAGAACUUCUGCCCUGUUAUGGAGCAUAUUGUUGCAGUGUUAUGGGCUAUCAAAGAACAUCUUGUGAAUAUGGUUUUGCAAUUUGUAAAUAUGUAUUCAACUUAAAGCAUUUAUAUUUUUUAAUGCUUUGUCACAGAGGGUAUGUGCAAUUCUUGAAUCUAAGUAAAAUAUUCCCCCCUCCUGUACUUUAUUUAUAAUAGGUUACUUCAUAACUAAUAUAAUAUAUCGUAAUAAGAUAAUUAGACAAGGAACAGUUUAUUAUGAUAGUUAUACAUCUUCUACAGAUUUAAGGAACACAUCUCGUUUUGCAGUUUAAGUAAUGAAAAUUGGAGAGAAGUUUGUGUGAUGUUAAGUAUCUUUUUUAUAUGCUAAUAUUACUAUUAAUACUAUUAAUAUUGUUUGCUGCAGAAGACUUCACAAGAGUUUCAUUAUGCAUUGAAGUUACUAAAUGUGAGAUAAUAUAUGUAUUUUGUUAUCCUGAAGCAUUAUAAUUCACUGUAGAUUUAUGUUUAAGAGAGGCUCAGUUUUAAUCUCAGCUGGGACACCAGUUAUUCUGAUAAGUUUUUCACAGCUUUUCUGUGUUCUUCCAAGUAAAUGCCAGGAUAGACUAGACAAUGGCUUUAUAUUCAUCUUUGUGAUUAUAGAAUGCAGUUCAAGAGGAGUAUAAAAUGUUAAUAAAACCACUAAGGCUUAAAGAUGCUUCAAUAAUUAUAGCUUUGAAAGUUACUGGUUUAUUUAACUUAUAGUUUUUGCUUCCUUACAAAUCUCUCCAGUUCGUUAUUCAUCAGUCAUCUUACCAUUUGACACUGUAUAGUGUAGAUACUGAAACCAUGGUAAAAUAACCCACACAUAAUUUGGCAUUAUAAGGAUAGACAGGAAUACUUCAUUGGCAGGAUUUCUUUACGCAUUUAGAGUUUCUGAAGUUUCUGGGUAACUUUCCUGCAUAUUGUAGAAAAUAUAUUACAGCUUUCAAGUAUUGUGAACUAUUGUGGUGUAUUGUACACAUCCAAAAAUUCCAUCUGAAACCAUAUUGUCUUCUUUUGUGGUAUAUGACACAAAGUUUUACUCUGGUAGGUGAGUGCUAAGUUUUGUUUCCAUUUUCAUCAGUCCAGAAGCUGGAAGUGUAUGUUCCUUCAGAACAUUUGCUCCCACCUACCAGACUGCAAUAUCGUGUCAUAACCAGGAAGGCCACAAAACCAGUUAUCACCGCUGUGAAAAUGUUACGUCAUUCUUCAGUCAGAAAUGUUUAAAUAUGAAAAUUUAUAGUGGGUAACUACUAUAUCAUUUUGACUGGAAGAUGCACUUUAUCUUUACUUAGGAAAAGUUGUGCCUGAUUGUAUAUAAAAAUUGACAGAAGUUUAUGAUUUGGUAAAUGUUACCUUCUGAAUAUAUAAGAAUAAUCUUCAUGAGAUUUGACAUUCCAAACAUUCUUGAUGUCUCAUUUUGUCUGAUCAAAACUAGUUCUUCAGCACUUUCACUGUAAUGUGUCUCAGUCAUGAACUUGCUUUAUUGAACAUUUGGUACUGUAUCAGCAUGUAGACAGAUGAACAUCAUCAUUUUUGGCAAAACAGCCCUUUUAUGGCCAUAGUCUUCCUAAAGAAAAUGUUAUCAGACUUGUCUGUCAUGAGUUAGACCAUACAGUUUUCACUUCUUUGGAUUUCGCAGCAAUAAUUAUGGUUGUCAGCUUUGCUUCUAACCCACAACCUGGAGGACCAGGUCUCCCAUUGACAGGGUGGCCAAGUUGUAUUCCCAGGGACCAGGUUCCCAUUUCAUCACCUUCUACUACUUGCAGAGCUAUGGUGGAGGUAUUCUAACCUGCCUGCACACGAGACAGAUGAACACUCAGACAUAAGAUUGGCUUAGUUAGUUAGUUAGUUAUUGGAGAGGGUGGGUUUCCCCAUGCACUUAGACCUGUAUUGGUC